Messenger RNA from Rhizopus microsporus ATCC 52813, 231 nucleotides. RefSeq lists its product as uncharacterized. Lineage: Eukaryota; Fungi; Mucoromycota; Mucoromycetes; Mucorales; Rhizopodaceae. The record is from RefSeq and is a predicted model, not a curated record. Bases 1 to 231 code for a protein of 76 amino acids. The transcript has 2 exons.
AUGAAAAAAGAUACAGCCAACGGGAAAAUGUUUGUUUGCGCUUUUCGGGCUCAAAAAGUAAAAGCCUUUGUAUCCUCAUGUGGCACCACUAGACUUGUUGGUGAAAAGACUUUCAAGUCUUCUGACGGUAACCUAGUUACUAUCAAGCGUCCAGAAGUAAUAGAUGGAUUCGAAAGACACAAAAGUUCUGUGGAUGCUGCAAAUAAUUUACGUGAUAACCUGACCUCCUAA